This is a messenger RNA of Coregonus sp. 'balchen', 12289 nucleotides long. NCBI's taxonomy places the organism in Eukaryota, Metazoa, Chordata, Actinopteri, Salmoniformes, Salmonidae. The record is from the annotation of a GenBank genome assembly.
AUGGCCAGGAAUAUGAGGGGGCCAGAGUAUUGGGGACAGAUUGAGGAUUAUGAGGGGGCCAGAGGAUUGGGGACAGAAAAAGGGGGAGAGAAAAUGAACACAGAGGAUUAUUGUCAGGGCGAGCGACAGAGGGUCACAGGAGAGAGGGACGGAGGGAAGGAAAAGGACAGAGAGAGGAUGGAGGGAGUGAGUAGGGUAAAUACAUGUCAACCUGGGCAGACACAACUUAUCACUGCACAAAACAGAUCACAGACAGGCAACAUGAGAGAGAGACAGAAAAAAGGGGGACGGACAGAGAGAGAGAGAGAGAGAGAGAGAGAGAGUGUUUGUGUGUGUGUGUGUGUGUGUGGGGGGGGGGGGGGGGGUGAUGGAGAGAUAGGAAGAUAGAGAGAGAGAGCAGGAGAGAGAGGGGGAGAGAGUAGAGAGAGAGAGAGAGAGAGAGAGAGAGGGAGAGAAAGAGAGAGAGAGGCAGAGAUGCAGGAACUCAAUCUCUGAGCUACAGCACACAUGAUGAUAAAACCCCCUCACCUGGACAAACAAGACGAGAGAUGGAGAGAGGCAUGCACUACCAACCACUGAACAGGGAUAGAUAGAGACGGGGGAAAGGGAGAAAAGAGAAGGGGAGUACAAAGGGAGAACAAUUUUAUUCAGGAAAAGUUUGCUAUUUUUUCUGAUUUUAAACUUGGGAGAGAGGAAGCAUUGGAUGGAUAAGGAAGCAAGUCAAAGCAGAAAUUAGAAGAGUCCAGAAAACAAUUACUUUAAUAGAUACAGAACUAGUCAGGUCAGUUUGAAGUAUCUGUAAAAUAAAAUCCAUUAGGAAAACUAGAGAGGAGAGGGAGGAAGAGAAAGAGUGAGAGCGAGAAAGAGAGAGAGAGAGAGCGCGAGAAAGAGAGAGAGAGAGAGAGAGAAAGGGAGGGGGAGCAAGAGAUAGAGCGUGUAAGCAAGCGACACCGAGAUGUUCAUGAUCAUUCCGAAGGAUUCUUCCGCCGGAGGAGGUGGUUCAGCAGGGAUGAGCUCGCCGCACGGGAAAAGCGCAAAACAGGUGUGUGUUUGUGUGUAUGGGUGUGUUUGUGUCUGUUUGUUUUCAUGUGAAUUAAUUACACAAUGAAUAUAUUUUUGGAUCUUCUAAAUUUGGCUAAUAUAUUACUGCAGAUUUCCUCUCUACCUCUAGUAAAUCAACAUAGAUGUUAUAAGAGGUUUUAGCAUCUUUUGGUGUUUCAGAUUAUAUUGUGUGUCUAUAAAUGUGUGUGUGUGUGUGUGUGUGUGUGUCGGUCUGUGUGUGUGUGUGUGUGUGUGUGUGUGUGAGGGGCUCACUGCUGUGUGUUAUGGGGAGUUGAGGGUGAGAAGAUGAGCGGAUUGAUAUAGAAUGUGGCGGGGGUAGAGAUCUCCUUGCAGGUACGGUAUAUGAAAAAAGUUCAUCUGUCAGAUGUUAUGGGAUAAAAUUAAGAAAAAAAGAUUAAUUGAUGGAGAAUACUUUUACCUCAAACACCAAUUUGUUCGUUACUCAAUUAUUGUUCAUUAUGAAGUAAUUUUACGUCAUUUAGCAGACACUCUUAUCCAGAGCGACUUACAGGAGCAAUUAGGGUUAAGUGCCUUGCUCAAGGGCACAUCGACAUUUUAUAGUUUGUAUGAAACACUUGUAUUGAUCUGACUCAGUUCCUGACUAUCAGCAUCAACGUUGUUAUAAUGGAUCUCUCACCUGUACUUUCCCCAUGCAGGUAAAAGCAGCGAUCAGUAAGAAGGUUCAGAAACAGCAGAAUAAGCAGAAGAGGUGGUCCAGUGAGCAGAGUGGAGACUCAGAGGUCUCAGCGGCUGGAGUCAAGCCCACUCAUGGUAGGAGGUACAGCCAGACCCCAACCCCCUUCCCCAGAGACAGAGAGAGGGGUACAGGGGACGAAGAGGAGGAAGAGGAGGACCUGAAUGUGGAGGACAAGGUGGCAGAUAUGAUAAAGACUGGUGGCCAGAAGCAGGAAGAGAAGGAGCCCAUAGACCUGCUGCCUAUAAUGGACCCAGUAUUCGGACCGGUAAGAACCAGGAUGACCUGGGUCUGACCUCAGAUAGGCCUCCUUUAGCCCUGUGUGUCUGUGUCUGUGUCUGUGUGUCUGUGUGUGUGUGUCUGUGUAUGUGUGUGUCCAUGUCCAUCCAUCCAAGGCAUGAUUGCAAUCCACCAAGGUCCUGAUUGAAAUUCUAAGCCCCCAUGCUCCAAAUGUAAACGCUGACUCUGUCCCCAUACUCUACGGUAGUUGCUUAUCCUAUAUCCUAUGUCCCAUGGUUAAUUCUGACCUAAGCCACACUGACUGGACUGCUUAUAGUGUGUAUUUUGAUUAGCGCUCAUGCUAAUAGUCAGACUGGACCCUGCUCUAGUGUUAGCCUUGAUGCUAACAGAGUUGUGUUGUUUAUCUUUGUGUUCAGGGUUCAUGUGGUAGCGUGUGUGAGGGUUUAAGCUCCUUCGUUGGCAUCUGCUACAUUAGGAAAGUGUCAUCCGUAACAGAUAUCAUUUUACGCCCCAGGAUUAAUGAACACCAAACAGUACUCAUCCCCACCCACAUGACACGACACAACAGCACAACAUCACAUGGCUUCAGAGUGUUGGGGGGGAGAACAGUAGAUUUGCCUGGCCUGCUCUCCUCCGUGCCCGUAUUCGGCUCUGGUUCUGACUCACUGAGUCACUGCAGAGUUCCUGUAGUUGACAGGUUGAGUCACUGGAUACUAGUAUCAGUAUCUGACACCUGAUCAGAACACAAUACGUCUUCAGAAUUACCGGCUCCUACACGCAUAUCACCAUAGUGACCAGAGCCUUACUUCCAGUCAGGGGUAAGUCAGGUUACAUGACGCAUGUCUACCUGAGUCUGUCUCAAUACACACACACUUACCACACACUCCGUCCUCUCGGCAUGCAGAGCACACAAAGUGUGUGUGUGUGUGUGUGUGUGUGGUUGUGAGCUGACACCCAUACUGGUUGUGUGACAGAGAUGUCUAAUACUGAUACCUGAUAGAGAUCAGAUGCUGUUUAGAACACACAGAACCAGAAACCCAACAGAGUCACAUGAUUCAUUGACAUGAUCAAUAAUAAAAUAUAAAUUAGAUAGGUAAUCAGUCUUAAUGGCAUUGGUUGCAACAAUGUUUAUCCUUUCAACAGCAUCAGUGUUGUUUACCAGACUUGUCCUGGGCCUAGUCCUCAUUAACCCUGUGUGUGUGUGUGUGUGUGUGUGUGUGUGUGUGUGUGUGUGUGUGUGUGUGUGUGUGUGUGUGUGUGUGUGUGUGUGUGUGUGUGUGUGUGUGUGUGUGUGUGUGUGUGUGUGUGUGUGUGGUUUGGUGGAUUCAAAUAAAGUAUUUAAUGUGUGUGUGUGUGUGUGUGAUUGCCACUUUCUUUGUUGUUUCAGCUGCUGAUUGCCGCUUUAAAUUCUGCCAAAUACUUAUGGAAUACUAUAUUUUGUACUAUAUUUUGGACAGAAGCUGUCCUCUAGUGGUAUUAAAUUGACACUGCAGCGUUGAACUGACCUAGAACUGACCUAGUACUUGUUAAAGAUUUAGUCAUGACAUGAGGCAAAAUGUUAAUUUGAUCUAAGUCCAAGUCUGUCUCCAAAAGUAUAGAGGAAAAGUGGUCAGUUGAUCUUGUAAUACACAUCUGUCACCCAGUCAUUCUUGGCACUCAUACGUCUUAUUUACUACUAUCACCAUACUUCCGGGUUUGAAUGGGAGAGAGAGAGAGAGAGAGAGAGAGAGAGAGAGAGAGAGAGAGAGAGAAUUUGUGUGUGUGUGUGUGUGUGGGGGGGGGGGGGUGAUGGAGAGAUAGGAAGAUAGAGAGAGCGAGAGAGAGGGGGAGAGAGUAGAGAGAGAGAGAGAAAGAGAGAGAGAGGCAGAGAUGCAGGAACUCAAUCUCUGAGCUACAGCACACAUGAUGAUAAAACCCCCUCACCUGGACAAACAAGACGAGAGAUGGAGAGAGGCAUGCACUACCAACCACUGAACAGGGAUAGAUAGAGACGGGGGAAAGGGAGAAAAGAGAAGGGGAGUACAAAGGGAGAACAAUUUUAUUUAGGAAAAGUUUGCUAUUUUUUCUGAUUUUAAACUUGGGAGAGAGGAAGCAUUGUCAAGUCAAAGCAGAAAUUAGAAGAGUCCAGAAAAAAAAAACUUUAAUAGAUACAGAACUAGUCAGGUCAGUUUGAAGUAUCUGUAAAAUAAAAUCCAUUAGGAAAACUAGAGAGAGGAGAGGGAGGAAGAGAAAGAGUGAGAGCGAGAAAGAGAGAGAGAGAGAGAGAGAGAGAGAGAGAGAGAGAGAGAAAGGGAGGGGGAGCAAGAGAGAAAGCGUGUAAGCAAGCGACACCGAGAUGUUCAUGAUCAUUCCGAAGGAUUCUUCCGCCGGAGGAGGUGGUUCAGCAGGGAUGAGCUCGCCGCACGGGAAAAGCUCAAAACAGGUGUGUGUUUGUGUGUAUGGGUGUGUUUGUGUCUGUUUGUUUUCAUGUGAAUUAAUUACACAAUGAAUAUAUUUUUGGAUCUUCUAAAUUUGGCUAAUAUAUUACUGCAGAUUUCCUCUCUACCUCUAGUAAAUCAACAUAGAUGUUAUAAGAGGUUUUAGCAUCUUUUGGUGUUUCAGAUUAUAUUGUGUGUCUAUGAAUGUGUGUGUGUGUGUGUGUGUGUGUGUGUGAGGGGCUCACUGCUGUGUGUUAUGGGGAGUUGAGGGUGAGAAGAUGAGCGGAUUGAUAUAGAAUGUGGCGGGGUCAUUCUUGGCACUCAUACGUCUACUACUAUCUACUACUAUCACCAUACUUCCGGGUUUGAAUGGGUGAGAGAGAGAGAGAGAGGGUGAGAGAGGGUGACAGACGGACGGACGGACGGACGGACGGACGACCAAACUACAGUAUUGAAUAAUAAUUUAAUCAGAUAAGCCUCAUCUUUGAGUGGUCAUGGAAUGUCACAUAAUGUAUAUCCUACUACAAAUGUUAUUUAUACAACAGACACACACACAAAUGUACUCACUGAUGUGUUUGAUUACCCAAUAGCCUGGAAGUUGCCAAAGUACUUAGUUCACAGCUGUGCAUCAUAACAAGUCCCAGCUGGAGGACCAGGCCUAUCACAGAGUUCACCCCUCUCCUAACCUCUGAGGGUAUGGAACUCUCUGGAUAGUAGUUGGGGCCCGCUAGGUACCAAUGGGCAUAGAUCUGGCAUCAGUUUACCUUCUCCCAAUCCUAACCUUAACCAUAUGGGGGUGAAACACAAAUCUGACCUUAGACCAGAGUCUAUGGACCUUAACCCUUGCCUUAGCCUUAUACCCCCAAGGUUUAUCAUAAGAACAAUGGCUUAGAAUGGUAUGCGUUAGUAAUAAGCUCUACAAAGUCAGGCUACCGUAUGUUAACAUCUGCCCCUGUUGACAAUAAAUAAAUCCUAUUGGUCUCUCUCUCUCUCUCUCUCUCUCUCUCUCUCUCUCUCUCUCUCUCUCUCUCUCUCUCUCUCUCUCUCUCUCUCUCUCUUCCUUUCUCUCUCAGCCUGUCCUUAUACAGCAUGUAAUUCCCAUCACUAGUCAUAGUAUUUAUUUAGUCAUGUGAGUCAGUGUUGUGGCACAGAAACACAGUUUAAAUGUUGUCCUGGAGUGUCUGAUAUUAUGUCCUGUGUCUCUGGAUUAGACAGCAUUACAGCUCAGAUUAGACCCUCUGUAAUGCUUUUAUGAUUCACCAAUCAGAGAGAAUACUACAUUUGACAUCCAAUGAAAGCGUGAAGAUGUUUUUAUUGAUUUUAAAAACAGACCAAUCAGAGCAGUCGACUGUGAUGCGCGUAUUUGGUUUGGAUACGAUUAACACACGCAUACAGUUAAAGGUGUGUGUGUGUGAUUCUUACACACGCACACACACUCAUCUAAUGGUAGCCCAAGACCGCAGCUUCCAGGCUGUUUGAGCAUCAGUCUCACUCUUGGCUCUUUUCUUCCUUGCUCAUUUUUUCUUUCUUUCGCUGUUUUGCUUACUGCUUUCCCGUAGAUGUUUAUCCCUUGACCAGCUCCAUUUUCUUUCUCCCUGUCUCUCUGAAUUUCCCAUCCUUGUUUCUCCAUCACUCCUCCUCUUUACCUUCUCACCAUCUCUUUUCAUCUUGCAUCACCUCUCUCUCCAACCUGUCCUCAAUUUCUCCCUCUUUUGUUGUUUCUCUCAUUCUCCUUACUCUAUCCGUUUCUCUUCUUACCCCUCCAUCUCUCCCUUUAAUCUGAAAUGCAGGGAUAGGGAUUUUUAAAUCCCUUGCGUUUGUCCCCUCUAAUUCUCUCUAUCUAUCUCUCCCCCUCUCUCUCUCUAUCUGUCUGCCUCUCACCACCCUACAUAAAUGCAGUCAUUUGAAUGGCGUAACAAGCCUUGCUCCAGGGACAGAGAGGGGGAGGGAGGGAGAGGGGUAGAGAGAUAGGGGAUUAAAGAAGGGGUAAAAUUGAGAGUUGACGAGUGAGUAGGAGCGAGAGGGAGAGAGACAGAGUAAUGCACGCAUGGACAGAAUGUCAUGCAGCUCUUUUCUGUUCAGACAUAGAAGUGGGCUAGGUUCCUGCUUGUUUUAGGGGAUUUAGGAUCUUCUGAGUGUGGAUUAGAGGUACUACUGUAUGUGUUUCAACUCUGAUAUGAACAUCACUCUUCAGACCACGAUGUGACCGGGUGAUAGGAUCUCCUGGACCCCACCUCAGAACUCUAACCUCGGGUGGGACCUUUAGAACUCCAAAGAAAGGGGGAAGAGAGACAAAGGCAGAAAAAAUAGGAACAAGAACGAUAGAAGAGAGCGGGAGGGAAGAGAGAGGGAGGGUCAAGAGUGUUACUUCACACUGAGGAUAGGGGAUGGGAAAUUGUACCAAGCCAUCCAUGAAAAACAAAAUGAAGAAGGUAAGAGUAGUUCAAUUUGCUUUUGUUUUUUAAAAGAUAUGGGGACGAGGGAAACUUAUGCUUGCUACUUCCUUGUCUAUGUGUGUUUAUGUGUGCAGUAUCAUGACAAUAUUGACAAAAUGUAUUUGUUCUGCAAGUACUCAAUUUAGAAUAGGUCCUGUGUAUUUAUAAACAACAUUGAUCUGCAUGAUUGUCACAACAUUGAUCUGAAACAAUAUAACGUAAUUCUUCUGAACAACUCCAGUAGAGACAAUCUAUGACGUUUCCUUUUCACUUAUAUGCAUAAUGUCUCUGCAUCUCUGUACAAUGGAGACCUUUACUUGAUUAUCUCCAAGCAUAAUGAGCAGUAUUAAUCCCCAGAGAUCUUUAUAGUUGUGUUUCCUAAAGGGCAGGCCCCAAAACCAGAUCAAUCAUGUACUAGACAUUGGGAUUUUGAUACUACAGUUUUUCUCAAUCGCAUACAAGCAUUUUUUUGAAUAGAUCAAUGCUGUCGAUUUUCAAAACAGUGUUCUCAAGACACAGAACUCUGUGGCCUUCUGAAAAACAGUAAAUGCAUUUUCAAAAUGUAGUUGCCUUCUCAAAACUUAAAUAUAUUCAUCAAUUCUAUAUGAUAUUGUCACAAUUGCUAAUGCAUUACUCAAAAGAACACAACUGUCUGCAAAAAUAUUAACACAAACAUUUAUUUAUCUUGAGUCUAAGCUGACAAAACAGAAAGUUAGUCUGUUUUUUUUUGUAUUCCAGUGAUCAAAAGAUUUGCUUUGCUGUCACUAAAUCAUGAUGAUCAAAAUUGGAAAUACAACUAUCAAAGGGUGCAUAAUUAUGGAUAAUGACUUUCCCUUUAUGCAUAUUUCACCAAACAAUUUCAAACACAUCAAAUUCAAUAUUAUUCCUGAUCAAAAAGAAAAUAGAAAAUAAGCACACUGUGCAGGAAUCAUUCAUCAGUGUCAUCACAAUCCAAUACCAUGUAUUCAAUACUAAACAUAGGCUUAGACUUUCCAUCGGCUAGCAGAAACACAAUCCUCAGUAGAAACAAGGAAAGGUGAAUACAAUGGAGGAACACAACUGAUAUGAAUAUAUAGGCCUCAAUCCACACCAAAACAAAGCUCUAUAAUGGAAGGUCAAAACCCAUUCGGCAUAGACCCCAGUUCAACGUCUAGUUUUGAUUCACAUUUGGUUGAGUUGUCAACUAACGUGAAUUCAAAGUGAAAUCAACAACAAAAAAUUACCCACGUCAUUGGAUUUAGGUUAAAAGUUGGGUGAAAAAAAGACAAAAUGCCCUUACGUUGAUGACUAUUGGCAAAUUGAUUUUUCACGUUGAUUCAACAUCAUCACAUAGAUUUUUAGGGUUGAAAUGAUGUGGGAAAAAUGUGUUCUUCUAAGUAACUCAAAGUUACUUAGAAGUAACUCCACUUCAUUCUCUGCAUGUCUGCAAUGUUGUAAAAAAUUAGACUGUCCCUGUUGCUUAGAUCUUUCCCUAUAUUGUACCUUCCAUUUACAAUAUUGUGCAGUAGUAUUUACUGAUUGCCAGAAACAGUGAACACAUUUGCAACCUUUUCUCUUCUGAUGAAAACAACAUGUUAAUAUUCUGUGAACAAAACACUUUGCAUUGAAUUUUGUAUUCAUUGAUGACAAUUGUAUUUACAGUUUUGCAAAACUGGGUCUAAGAUAUGCAAUCCAGGCACGAAGGCAAGAAACUUAUCAGACAUUCUGCAAAUGUAUUUAAGCAUUUGAUCAUUGUUGGUUUGCUAUAGGUAAGCUUAACCACAGUUCCAAAAAAUGCUUGUACACAGGUUGAGAAAAACUGUAACUAAACACAACUCUGGUAUUCUCAUAUUGACUCGAUGUAAUCUGUAAGUGUGUUAUGUAACAUUGUGUUGAGUCUCUGAUUUGAGCAGAGUGUCUGAACACUUAGCAGAAUGAACACCCCAAUCCAACACUGAGCCAAGACUGAGCCUCGGAAAACAGAGCAGAGAAAGAGAUAGAUGGAGAGAGAGAGAGAAAGAGUGAGAGAUGGAGGGAAAGCAUGGCUUCUUGUAACCAAUACACAGACCAGCACUUAAACAGACAGAGAGCUAGACUUAUUAGGCUGCUGGUCCACUGGCUGAUAGGGCUUGUCAUGUAGAUAGAGUUAAACUUCUAAAAAUCGGACAGAGAUUGCCAAUCCUGUCCUGUCCUGUUUGCUGAUGUAACAUCUGAUCUCCCUGAGGACUAGUGCUGUGGACAGCUGGCUGUCAGACCUCAGCAGACAGAGUGGGAAACAGAGUGUGAAACCAACGACUGUUGGGUUCACUAGUUCUGGAUGAUUCUGGUUCUAAGGGGGCCGUCGAGCCCCAGGGGGGCAAGGGGGGGGCAUGGGGCCAGGAGGGGCCCCGGUCGGAGGGCGAGGAGGAAUCGGGUGAGGACAAGGAGUUUAAGGCGCCCCUGUCUGCACUGGUCCAGAACUGCACCGUGUUACACAGCAUCGUGGGCCCCGCCUGCAUCUUCCUCAAACAGGGCUUUGCAAGCAGCCAGAUCGUACGUACACACACUAGUGAACACAUACACACACAUACUGAGACACAUGCAUGCAAGCGCAUACUCAAUCACACACACACGUACACUUACAAUUACAUCCUAAACUAUUCACACACACACACACACACACACACACACACACCGACACCCACACACAUCAUGAUCAUCUUCACUUCAUUCUCACCACAUAACAUUCUCUCCACAUUUAUUUCAUUUUCAUCAUGGGACAACCAAUCAAACUUGCUAUAUAAAGUACAUACUGUAGGCAGAGAGGAGCCCAACCAAACCUUGACUGUGUUUAUCACAUACAGGGAGAUUCCAAGAAGAACGUCCUUAGUAAAGCGAAAGAGAUCUACAGGGAUUUUCUCUCCCUAUAUUUCUCUGCCACCAAACAAACUCAACCUAAUGUCCUACUCCACCAAAACAGGCACGACCUACAGUGUGUGUGUGUGUGUGUGUGUAUAAACAAUGCACAUUAUAUGUCCAAGGGUCUCACUUAUACUAAACCACCCAAAUCUCCUAAUCUCCAGCUGUUGGGGGGGGGCAACCCCCACCGUCCCCCCCAUCCCCCAAUAAUCUGGUUACUACUGUGAUUGAUGUUUUGUGAAAGUGUUUUACUGGGUCCAUAAUACAAAAAUGGCUCAUACAAUGUAAUCUGUAUAGAUUUAGGUUCAGAUAUAUUCCAUCUUUAGACGCAAUGUACUAGAUAGAUAUACUGUUUAGUCUAACUUUGCAGAGCAUUCUGGUUUACUCUUUCUAAUAAUGUGUGUCUACUGGCACACUGCAAAUGACAUGUACCGCCUCUGCCUUUAUAUAUGAAUCAUACCAUAGCAAAGAGUUGUAUAUUUUAUCAAGGAAAGACAAAUGACAGACUUUCUCUCUCUCUUUCUCUCUCUUCUUUUCUCUCCUCCUCUUUCUAUCUUUGGCUGAUUGGUUCCCAUGGUCUUUGUGAUUGAGGCUCAUUGUGCAUUUCAUAAUAUCAGUGGUUGAACAUUGUGUGUUUGUUGAUCUUUAGAUUUGCAUCUGGGUGUUUGACUGCAGUUGUUGUAUCAACAUAAAAGCAUGCACGUAUGUUGUUUGUCUUAUUGUGGGUACGUGUGUAAACAGAUUGUGUGUUUGUGAUGUAGUGUGUGUGUGUGUGUGUGUGUGUGUGUGUGUGUGUUCAUGUGUAACUACCAGUCUGCUUAUGAUGUCCUUCUGCUACCUCCAACAGGACAGGGACCUACGACCAGAGGAGAUUGAAGGUAGAUUAUCCCCUUCUAUCUCACACAAUCAGAAUCAUACCAUGACAUGUUUUACAAUAUAGAUUCUCUAAUUCUUACCCUGUGUGUGUACUUGUAUGCUUGUGUUUGUGUGUGUGUGCGCACGUACGUGCGUGCCUGUGUGUGUGCAGAGCUUCGCGAGGCAUUUGUGGAGUUUGAUAAGAAAAAGAAUGGCUACAUCAGCUAUAAGGACCUGGGAGAGUGCAUGAGGACCAUGGGCUACAUGCCCACAGAGAUGGAGCUCAUAGAGCUGGGCCAGUCCAUCUGUGAGUCUGAUGGCAUCAUCAACAUGAGACAGCGGAAACACCACAGAUUCAUAGAAUAUCUGAAACUUUAGAGUGCUAUGGCAGAAUUUAGGUUGAUUAUUACAACGAAUUAUGAACCAAGGAAAGACAAAAUCAAGGAAUAUUUAGGCAAUGUAAGACAUAUUGUAACUAUGAGUAAUUGUAGUAAUGUUUUUAUCUGGUCUGUAGGUGGCGGCAAACUAGACUUUGAGGACUUUGUGGAGCUGAUGGGCCCAAAGAUGCUGGCAGAGACAGCAGACAUGAUCGGAGUGAAAGAACUGAGAGAUGCAUUCAAGGAGGUCUCUCUCUCUCUCUGUCUCUCUCUGUCUCUGUCUCUGUCUCUGUCUCUGUCUCUGUCUCUCUCUCUCCUCUCUCUCUCUCUCUCUCUCUCUCUCUCUCUCUCUCUCUCUCUCUCUCUCUCUCUCUCUCUCUCUGAUUGUGUGGGCUCAAAGCUGACAGAGAUGGUUGCUGUCUUUCUCAAUGUGAGUAACUGUCACUAUAGCCUCCUUUCACUCUUUCUCUCUCUUUGUGUCUUUCUCUCUCUUUCCCUCUCUCAGUUUGAUGCUAACAGUGAUGGUCAGAUCAGUAUAAUGGAGCUGAGGGAGGCCAUGAAGAAGCUCAUGGGAGAACAGCUGACCAACAGAGAGAUCGACGAGAUCCUCCGAGACGUGGACCUCAAUCAGGACGGACUGGUCGACUUUGAGGGUGAGAGAGGUGUGUGUUUGUGUGUGUGUGUGUUUGGGUGCGUGUUUGUGUGUGCACCCAUGCUCAGCUUCAGUACUGAUUUAUAUUUGUUAGAAGCAGUGGCUUGGGUUUUUUGUUGGUCUGUGUAUGGGAUAAUCAUGUCUCCUUUUCAUUUAACUCUCUUUCUGUCAUUAUCCCUCCCUGUUUUCGCAGAAUUUGUUCGAAUGAUGUCACGCUGAGAUAACCAGAUGGCGUUGUUGUGUAACAACUGGAAAAGGGACCACUACAUUUGCAGUGAACAACUGGAAAAGGGACCACUAUAUUUGUAGUGAACAACUAGAAAUGGGACCACUACAUUUGUAGUGAACAUUAUUGUUCUACUGACUGGACCUCGGUUUGUAAUUUUUUGUUUAGCAGCACUUAAAUUGAGUGAACUCUUAAGGUAGUUCUACAAAUCUUAGAACUCAAGCUGUGACAGUUAAAUUGAACAUUGAUUGGUUGUAACAUAUCAAAAUCCAAAUGCAUGGCUGUCAUGAUUAUAUCUUAUCUUUUUAAAGUGUCUUUUUUGGUUGUUGAAGUCAAUGUUUUUAUUCUGUGUUCAAAGGUUUAACCUUGUUUGUAAAAUGUGACGUUAUUUUCAAAUAAAAAGUAAUCUGUGUUUCUAUUGCCGUUUAUAUGUUAUCUUAAAUGUAAUCAUUUA